Jaculus jaculus (lesser Egyptian jerboa) is the source of this 2338-nucleotide messenger RNA. It is a transcript of the gene Ptpn6, whose product is annotated as protein tyrosine phosphatase non-receptor type 6. The coding region runs from base 150 to 1946 and encodes 598 amino acids. The record is from RefSeq and is a predicted model, not a curated record. Lineage: Eukaryota; Metazoa; Chordata; Mammalia; Rodentia; Dipodidae. Gene Ontology annotation, molecular function: protein tyrosine phosphatase activity. The transcript is spliced from 15 exons. Gene Ontology annotation, biological process: protein dephosphorylation.
CUUCCUCGGGACGCCAGUCGUCCCGGGCUUGUCCUCGCCGAGCCAUUGGUUUGGCAGGCUGCAUAGAGGAAGUGGCCAGAACCGGAACCCUCUCGUGCGCGGCCACGCCCCCGCGGCUCUGCCCCCGGCUGCCCCCUCCCUGCCCGGAGAUGCUGUCCCGCGGGUGGUUUCACCGAGACCUCAGCGGGCCUGAUGCGGAGACCCUGCUCAAGGGCCGGGGCGUCCCUGGGAGCUUCCUGGCUCGGCCUAGUCGCAAGAACCAGGGUGACUUCUCCCUGUCAGUAAGGGUGGACGACCAGGUGACCCACAUUCGCAUCCAGAACUCGGGCGACUUCUAUGACCUGUACGGCGGGGAGAAGUUCGCCACGCUCGCUGAGCUGGUGGAGUACUACACCCAGCAGCAGGGCAUCCUCCAGGACCGCGAUGGCACCAUUAUCCACCUCAAGUACCCACUGAACUGCUCCGACCCCACCAGCGAGAGAUGGUACCACGGCCACAUGUCUGGAGGGCAGGCGGAGUCACUGCUCCAGGCCAAGGGCGAGCCUUGGACUUUUCUUGUGCGUGAGAGUCUCAGCCAGCCCGGCGACUUUGUCCUGUCCGUGCUCAACGACCAGCCCAAGGCCGGCCAGGGCUCCCCUCUCAGGGUCACUCACAUCAAGGUCAUGUGUGAGGGUGGACGCUACACGGUGGGUGGCUCGGAGACCUUCGACAGCCUCACGGACCUGGUGGAGCAUUUCAAGAAGACGGGGAUUGAAGAGGCCUCGGGCGCCUUCGUCUACCUGCGGCAGCCUUACUAUGCCACUCGGGUAAACGCGGCGGACAUUGAGAACCGCGUCUUGGAACUGAACAAGAAGCAGGAGUCAGAGGACACAGCCAAGGCUGGUUUCUGGGAGGAGUUUGAGAGUCUGCAGAAGCAGGAGGUGAAGAACUUGUGCCAACGGCUGGAGGGGCAGCGGCCGGAGAACAAAAGCAAGAACCGCUACAAGAACAUCCUGCCCUUUGACCACAGCCGAGUGAUCCUGCAGGGACGCGACAGUAACGUACCUGGGUCUGACUAUAUCAAUGCCAACUACGUCAAGAACCAGCUGCUAGAUUCCAAUGAGAACUCCAAGACCUACAUCGCCAGUCAGGGGUGUCUGGAGGCCACCGUCGAUGACUUCUGGCAGAUGGCCUGGCAGGAGAACACUCGCAUCAUUGUCAUGACCACGCGCGAGGUGGAGAAGGGCCGGAACAAAUGUGUUCCGUACUGGCCAGAGGUAGGGAACCAGCGCACAUAUGGACCCUACUCUGUGACCAACUGUGGCGAGCAGGACAUGGCUGAGUACAAACUGCGCACAUUACAGAUCUCUCCACUGGACAACGGGGACCUGGUUCGGGAGAUCUGGCACUACCAGUACCUGAGCUGGCCUGACCACGGGGUUCCCAGUGAGCCUGGGGGUGUCCUCAGCUUCCUGGACCAGAUCAACCAGCGGCAGGAAAGCCUGCCUUACGCAGGGCCCAUCAUUGUGCAUUGCAGCGCGGGCAUCGGCCGUACGGGCACCAUCAUUGUCAUUGACAUGCUCAUCGAGAGCAUCUCCACCAAGGGGCUGGACUGUGAUAUUGACAUCCAGAAAACAAUCCAGAUGGUGCGGGCACAGCGCUCUGGCAUGGUGCAGACGGAGGCGCAGUACAAGUUCAUCUAUGUGGCCAUAGCCCAGUUCAUCGAGACCACCAAGAAGAAGCUGGAGGUCAUACAGUCCCAGAAGGGCCGGGAAUCAGAGUACGGGAACAUCACCUACCCCCCCGCCAUGAAGGGUGCCCAUGCCAAGGCCUCCCGCACCUCCUCCAAGCACCGGGAGGAGGAGGUGUAUGAGAACCUGCACGCGAGGAACAAGAAGGAGGAGAAAGUGAAGAAGCAGCGGUCGGCGGACAAGGAGAAGAGCAAGGGCUCCCUCCGGAGGAAGUGAGCUGGACGCCUUGCACAGGCGGCCAUGGUGCGGCCCCUUCUGUGUGUUCUCCUUCCAGCCCGGGCCCAGCAGCCCCGGCUCCGACACGCUUGGGGUGGCUGCAGCCUCAUCCUCCCUGCCAGGGAGUUCCCAGACCUUCAUCUCAUAUCCCAUUACCAGGCUCCAGCCACCCUCUGAUCCCCUUCUUCGCUUUAAACUGCAGUUUUACCUGAUCUCUGAAGAGGCGCCACUGGACAGACCAAGACCCACGGCUCACACCAGACCCUACGAGACCCUCAUCCCUUUGUAAUUUAAGUGACGGUGUUCUCUGAAUGUGUGUAUAUAUAUAUAGCCCAGCAGAACCAGGCCCUUCCUUGUAAAUAAAGUCCCGAACCACUGUGUUUUGCCUCCAA